Molecule: messenger RNA, 3599 nt
Organism: Fusarium odoratissimum NRRL 54006
Lineage: Eukaryota; Fungi; Ascomycota; Sordariomycetes; Hypocreales; Nectriaceae
Exons: 3
Coding region: 284-1987 (567 amino acids)
Biological process (GO): transmembrane transport
Cellular component (GO): membrane
Molecular function (GO): transmembrane transporter activity
Source: RefSeq, a predicted model, not a curated record
GACUCGAUUACCAGCAUACUUAGUCAACACCUCCAAUUUUCUAUCUUACCCUCUUCGAUCUGUUUAACAGCCCGCUUACAUCAAAUAAGGAUGCAACUCAUGGUAUCAGUUGAUUGGAGUCCCUGAUGGUCUCCAAAUAACUCUCCAACCCGAGACCGUUGUGCCCACCGAACCCCGACAAUAUUAAACCUCGAGGCCCGUGUCCGAGUCCGAGUCCAAUCUAGCCUCCGGUCAUUGUCUCCUUACCCAUCGCCUUCGGUUCUUUGAAUCCGCCUCAUAUAAAAUGGCCCUAUCGCGGCCCGAGCCUGGCCCCAAUGCGUCGGUCGAAGCGUUUGCGCAAACCGGCGCUGAGCCCUCGCUCGAUGAUAGCGACGACGAAGAUCUUCGGUCGGCCGUUGGCAGUGGAAGCGAUGUUUACGAGCUGCAUGAGAGAAAUACGAGUAGUGGUAGACACGGCAGCGCGAUAUGGGAUGCCGAAGCUGCAGAGGAUGGAGAUGUAGACCAUCCUCUCGUAGGAGAGCGCUCGCGAAGUCCUGGUUCUAUGGCGAGUUUCCAGCUCUAUACCCCUGAUGAAGAACAAGCCGUGCGGAGGAAGUUCGAUCGCAAGCUUGUCUUAUUCGUCGCUCUCCUUUACAUGUUGAGCUUCGUCGACAGAUCUAAUAUCGGCAAUGCUCGUAUAGCUGGUAUGGACGAAGAUCUCCAGUCUGACCCGCCCCGCGAUGAAUGGUACCAAUGGGCCCUCACGGCGUUUUACAUUACUUACAUUGCCUUUGAAUGGAUGUCGCUUCUGUGGAAGCUCAUUCCGGCGCAUGUAUUUGUGUCAAUGGUGGUCCUGACAUGGGGUCUCAUGGCGUCCCUUCAGGCUGUCGCGACGUCUUAUCCCAUGUUGAUUGCGCUGCGCGCUGUCCUUGGAAUAGGAGAGGCUGGCUUCACGGGGAUUCCAUUUUACUUGAGUUUCUUCUUCAAACGAGAGGAGCUUGCAUUCCGGACUGCUAUUUUCAUAUCUGCGGCACCCUUGGCUACGACGUUUGCUUCAACGCUCGCCUGGCUCAUUGUUAAGUUUGCUGAGUUUGGCCCUAUUGCUCCCUGGCGUCUUCUCUUUAUCAUUGAGGGGUUCCCAUCCGUCAUCGCGUCUGUAGUAGCCUGGAACGUCAUCCCUGACUCUCCACAGACAGCUCCUUACUUGACCAAGCGUGAGAAAAAGGUUGCCCAUCUACGCCUUCGCAGCGAGCAGUCGACGGCCACAAACAAUAAGCCUUCGUCUGGUCUCAAAGGUCGCGAUGUUCUAGCAAUAUUUCGUGACCCUGUUGCGUGGAUCACUGCAACCAUGUUCUUCCUCACCAACAUGGCGUACUCCUCUCUCCCCGUCUUCCUCCCCAAGAUACUCACUGAGAUGGGUCACGAUACUCUCACCUCUCAAGCUCUCAGUGCUCCCCCAUACUUGGCGGCUUUUGUCAUCGUCCUCUUCACAGCGCACAUGUCUGAUCGUCUGCGCACACGCACCGUACCUCUAAUAUUCCAUGCCCUCGCUUCAUCAAGUGGCUACGCCAUUCUGGCUUUGGCUAAACCCCUUAAUCUUCCUAAUUUCAUCCGUUAUAUGGCCGUAUAUCCUGCCGCUAUAGGCUUUUUCAAUGUCGUCACUCUCAUCAUUACUUGGAGCAUCAACAACCAAGCCAGCCAGAGCCGUCAAGGCGGUGGCUUUGCUCUCCUCCAACUCGUUGGCCAGUGCGGACCGCUCGUGGGUACCAGGUUGUAUCCGGAUCGAGAUGCUCCCUAUUAUGCGCCUGGGAUGAGCACAUGUGCAAUCGCUAUGCUUCUGGUCUCCAUACUAGCGUAUGCUCUUCGCUUUUAUCUCAAGUAUCAAAAUCGUAAAUUUGACCGGGCUGAGAGUGAGCGUCGGCAGGGAGGUGACGAGGUUGAGGAAGAAGGCCUCGUUGGCCCUGGGAGACGCAAAUCAGCGGCUGUUGUUUUUCGAUAUAUGUUAUAAGGCAAUUUUAAUAACCACUGUUUCAAACUCGCAGCUCCUAAAAAUUUAUUGUUCACGGAAUGAUCGCUACCGAGGUAAACUUGAUUGUUAGACCAUGUACACUUUCUUCUUCUUCUUGCUGCUAGCUAACACCUCGUGAUGCUAAACUAAUACCGUUUGUAACUUGAUUUUCUCAAACGAUUUGCCAUGUAAGUUAUUUAUAAUCUAUUUCCCAAAGCGCAUCCACUUAGGGGCGUGAUACUUCUCUACGCCGGCUUUCCACCAAGAGUCAGUUCCACGCCCGCCUUGCUCGAUCGAGAAAGACGCAGAUUCUUUCUCAUGUUUAGGCUUGCUGGCAUCCUCAGGUCUAAGUUUGCGGCGCAGUGUCUUCCAGGCCGAGUGGUGUUUUCUCUGCUCUUUAUGUUGACGCCUGACACUCUGAUAGGCAUGGCGAAGUUUAUUGCAGCUGUUAUGACAAAUAUUGUGUGCCAGUUUCUCAACUCCGGCUCGAGACCGUUUCACUCCCUCUGUCAAGCUUCGAAGAGACAUGACAGAAGAUUUUCUCUUGCUUCUUCUUUCCACCUGUGGCGGUUUGAUUGGCGGACUAGGACUGUCUGAGUGCCGGUUUUCUGUUGGGCUAUCAAUUUGGGUCUGGAUUCGGGCCUUCAUCCGUGUCAGGGGGUAAGUCCCUUCAAGCCCGAUAGUGUCUUCCAAUGAAGGCUGUCUCGCCAUGGUCUCCUGAGGAGGCGUCACAUUUGACUGUAGGUCUUCCGAACUUGAUACAAUCUCAAAGUAGUGGUAGGACUGGAUGGGUAGUCGUUGCAGGUGCCCGAAAGCAGCUGCCUCAUCGACUCCUGUCCUGUGGGUGCUUCCUUGUCUCAUAACUCUCGCAGCAACAGAAGAGCUUGAUGAAGAUCUCAGACCGGAUAGCCGGUCGUUGAAGCGACUAUAUUUCAUCAAAUCGCCCAAGUCCAAACUUGGCAUGCGAGUGUCUGAUGCCGGUGAUGGCACAUCACUAAAUCCAAUACCUUGGUCAUGGUAUGAUGAAGAUGUGCUCCUUGGAGCUCUAUGUACGGACUCUGGAGAGGGCGCUUGCGAUCUCAUAGGUCUCAGGUUAUCUCUUACCAUUUGUAGGAUAGAGAACUGGUCUGAAAUAACAUCAGUCGUUGAUGGUUUGCGGAUUUGGUCAUCGGGUGCAUCGUUCAGCUGUGCUUCUUCACGAAAGUGAUCGCGGUGGGUAAGUGGUAGUAAAGCUCCAUUCUGAAGAAAUGCAUCUUGUCUGGAGGUCGUUCGACUGGUCGGGUUUGUAUGUGCCUCAGCCUCGGGGAAAGGCCGCCCAUUUGACCGGAAAUCUCUCUAGGAUGCUGCUGGCCUGAUGUUUUCCAGAUCCUCGAGUUUCUUCCGGGUAACAGGUGCUCUUUUUUGUACAUUAAGUUCGCUCAGCUGUGUGCCUGGAAUGGUGUUAUUGCUGUAGGAGUCUGGUGCAUCCCCUAACUUGAGGCCUAGAGGGCGGGACCGGACUGGAAGUGUAAAGGUGUCAUUCAUGGUGAGGAUGUAUGUAUCACUAAUAAAAGCAGCUGAUGGGUGGUGAAUCUCAAAUGGUGAUGAGUUGUUGAAGAUGGGAAAAGAAAAC